GGGCUCGACUCGAAUCUGAGGCGAGCGGGCGGGCUUGUUCUGAGGGACUUUCGGUGGGCGCCGCCACUAUCACCACCGCCGCCGCCGCCGGAGACGAGGCCGAAGGGAGGAGGAGGAAGAGAGGAAGAGAAAGCAGCGGCGGCGGCGCUCGGCUCCUCUUUCCCUCCCUCCUCCGGCCGGGGCGGAUGCUUUGUGGGUAGGAGGCGAGCCGAGGAGGAGGAGAGGCGGCCGCCUGGCGGGCUGGCUGGCUAGCAGGCGGGCUGGUGGCGGCGGCGGCGGAGGCGACGGCGGGGCCUGGGCCGGGCCGGGCGAAGAUGGUGCUGCUGAGGGUCCUCGUCCUGCUCUGCUCUUGGGCGGCCGGAGCCGGAGGUCAGUAUGGAAACCCUCUAAAUCAACACAUAAGACAUUAUGAAGGAUUGUCAUAUGAUGUGGAUUCCUUACACCAAAAACACCAGCGUGCCAAAAGAGCAGUAUCUCAUGAAGACCAAUUUUUACGCUUAGAUUUUCAUGCUCAUGGAAGACAUUUUAACCUUAGAAUGAAGAGAGAUAUGUCCCUCUUUAGUGAUGACUUCAAGCUAGAGAUAUCAGAUAAAGUAAUUGAUUAUGAUACCUCCCACAUUUAUACUGGGCACAUUUAUGGUGAGCAAGGAAGCUUUAGCCAUGGAUCUGUAGUUGAUGGAAGAUUUGAAGGAUUCAUCAAGACUCACACUGGGACCUUUUAUAUUGAGCCAGCAGAAAGAUAUGUUAAGGACAAAACCCUGCCUUUCCACUCAGUCAUGUACCAUGAAGAUGAUAUUAGAUAUCCACAUAAAUAUGGACCACAAGGUGGUUGUGCUGAUCAUUCCGUUUUUGAAAGAAUGAAGAAGUACCAAAUGACUGGUGUAGAAGAGCCAACAAACCAGGAACCUUCAGAAGAACAUAACAAUCAUGGCCCAGAGCUUUUAAGAAGAAAACGAGCUGCACAAGCUGAGAAAAAUACUUGCCAACUCUACAUUCAGACAGACCAUCUAUUCUUCAGAUACUAUGGAACAAGAGAAGCUGUGAUUGCACAGAUAUCCAGCCAUGUUAAAGCAAUUGACACAAUUUACCAGUCAACAGACUUCUCAGGAAUCCGGAACAUCAGUUUUAUGGUGAAAAGAAUAAGAAUCAACACUACUCAAGAUGACAAAGACCCUUCCAAUCCCUUCAGAUUUCCAAACAUAGGUGUGGAGAAAUUUUUAGAGCUGAAUUCUGAGCAGAAUCAUGAUGACUAUUGUUUGGCCUAUGUGUUCACUGAUCGUGACUUUGAUGAUGGCGUCCUUGGCUUGGCCUGGGUUGGAGCACCUUCAGGGAGUUCUGGUGGAAUAUGUGAAAAGAGCAAGCUGUAUUCUGAUGGCAAAAAGAAGUCCUUAAACACUGGCAUCAUCACUGUGCAGAACUAUGGCUCUCAUGUCCCUCCUAAAGUCUCUCACAUCACCUUUGCACACGAAGUUGGCCAUAACUUCGGUUCUCCACAUGAUUCUGGAACAGAAUGCACUCCCGGAGAGUCUAAAAGUUUGGGACAAAAAGAAAAUGGCAAUUACAUCAUGUAUGCAAGAGCAACAUCUGGGGACAAACUUAACAACAACAAAUUCUCUAUCUGUAGUAUUCGGAAUAUCAGUCAAGUUCUUGAAAAAAAGAGAAAUAAUUGUUUUGUUGAGUCUGGCCAGCCCAUCUGUGGAAAUGGACUGGUAGAGCCAGGAGAACAGUGUGACUGUGGCUAUAGCGACCAGUGUAAAGACGAAUGUUGUUACGAUGCAAACCAAGCAGAAGACAAGAAGUGCAAGCUAAGGCCAGGCAAGAAUUGCAGCCCUAGUCAAGGUCCCUGUUGUACACCACAGUGCGAAUUCAGGAAAGAAGGAGCCAAGUGUCGGAAUGAUUCAGAGUGUGCAGAAGAAGGGAGGUGCAAUGGCACCUCUUCUUUCUGCCCAACAUCUGCACCUAAGCCUAACCUGACAGACUGCAACAGAAAUACACAAGUUUGCAUAAACGGCCAAUGUGCCGGUUCUAUCUGUGAGAAGUAUGGCUUAGAAGAAUGUACAUGUGCUAGCUCUGAUGCGAAGGAUGAUAAAGAAUUAUGCCACGUCUGUUGCUUAAAUAAAACGCGCCAAGACUCAUGUGCGAGUACAGGAUCUGCUCAGUGGAAGGAUCAUUUCGAUCACAAAACCAUUACACUGCAGCCAGGAUCUCCUUGUAACGACUUUAAAGGUUACUGCGAUGUGUUUAUGAGGUGUCGUUUGGUGGAUGCUGAUGGCCCCCUAGCCAGGUUAAAGAAGGCAAUUUUCAAUCCAGAGCUGUAUGAAAACAUUGCAGAAUGGAUUGUGGCACACUGGUGGGCUGUACUGCUCAUGGGGAUUGCCCUGAUCAUGUUGAUGGCCGGUUUCAUUAAGAUAUGCAGCGUUCAUACCCCGAGCAGCAAUCCAAAGCUGCCCCCACCUAAACCACUUCCAGGCACUUUGAAGCGAAGGAGACCGCCCCAAACAACUCAGCCCCCUCCGCGCCAGAGGCCCCGAGAGAGUUAUCAGAUGGGACACAUGAGACGUUAAGUGCUGAUUUUGCCUUGGUUCUUCCUAGUGCCUACAGUGGGAAAAUUUCACUCCAAAGAAAACCUAUAUUAAGUCAUUGUCCCUGGUCUAACUUUUAACUCAAAUGCAAAAGAAGAAGAAAAGGCAAGAUGUGAGAUUCUCAACACAAGUGGAGAAGUCUGCUGAUUGCAUUUCCCUGCCCAACAGAGAAGCGGCUGAUCUUGAAGCAAAUUUUAACGGUGCUAAGCACCAUGUUUUCCUCCUCCCUCAGCUCUUCUUGGUUGCCUUUUCCUCACUUGCAGGCAAACGUGGCUCUUGUGAAACUUCUGUCCACACAAAUUAAAGCAUAUAUUUUUCAACUGUCAAGGCUAGGAAGCUAGACCGCCUCAACAUUGGAGACAUUACUUUGCCAAUGUACAUAAAUGAUUAUAUGCAGACAUUGUAUUUCUAAUGUACACCUGUACUUCUGUGUGCAAUUGUAAAACAAGAGAAUUGCAAUAUGGAUGUUUCUUUGUAUUAUAAACCUUUUACGCUCUUAAUGAAAAAAAAUUACUGUUUAAUUGACAUACUCAGGAUAACAGAGGCUGAUGGUGUAUAAAGGUCCAGGAUUCUGUAAUGCUUUAUGCAGGAAUUGUGAAUCAAAUCAAAUCCUUUUUUUAUGUAUCUAUAUUAUGGUCAAGAUUUCUGAUAACGCACGCUCCGAUAAUGCAAAACCCAGAUUGCUUCUCCUGCACAAGCCCCACUAGAACGAAGGAAGCUCUGCUCCAAGGAGGCAUUGUGUAGGAAACGUUGGCUCUGGAUUGUGUUUGCGCAUUUCGUAUUAUGCCGUUGCUGUCCUGGGGAUAGCGCACGCCAGGAGGUUCCCACCAUCCGUAGGUCUUUUUUCUUUUUUUUUUAAUGUAAAAUGUCUUGUCUUCUGAGAGCUCAGCAUAAGUAUUUUCAAAAGAGAAUAAAAUCUUUGCCUAUUCUUCUGUUAAAUGAUCAAAUAUUUUUUUUCAUGCUUUGGUAGAAAGAUAACGUCUGUUAUAUUUUUCUCAAAAGGUUGCAGGUGGCUUUCUUUGAUACGCUCCGAUAGUCUUAAUAUGUGGUAAUUAGGUUUCCAAUUCCAACAAAUUUGGGAGAGAUAAAAAGCUGUGUUUAAUUUUUGUUUUUAAUCUAACAAGUAUUUUAGUAACUUUUCAGCAUGAUACUGUUUUUAAGGAUAACCACUAAAACAGGAGUAACUGCUGCAGCAGCUGCUGUGGUUGUGUUAAUUGUGUAGGCUGGGGAAUGUCUGUGAAAGGCACUUGAAGGAGUAGGGGAGCUCAAACAGCACAAUGGCCCAAAGUUUUUAUUAAAAGUGUAUAUAAUUGGCGUUUAUAAAAAAAGAAGAAGCAAAAGCAAUGUUGUAAUACGCUUAACUGCUAUGCAGACAAUGGAAGAGGGCAUUAUUCAAGCUUGUGAUACACUGCUUCUGUUUUUCCAAAAGCACCAAGCUAAUUAAGAAACAAAUGGCUAUAUAAUAUUUCUGGCUUUGCUUAGGUAUCAAAUUUUAUUAAGGGUUUGGCCAGGGUGGUUUGUUUUUCGUUUAGUUUUUUUGUUUUGGUUUUUUUCCAAGAGUAUGAGGUUUACACACGCAUUCUCAUAAUGUGACGCAAGCCAGCAAGGCCAAAAAUGUUAAAAGAAUAUAAUGGGAUCUCUUCCUUGUAAAACUUGUACAGUAUGUGGUGACUUUUUUCAAAAUACAGCUUUUUUGUACAUGGUUUAGAGACAAAUUUUGUACAUGAAACCCCCCCCAGACCAAUAGACUAUAAAUAAUUCUGAAGGAUCUUAACUUGUUAGAAAUCUCUGUAGUUGCUUUUAAACCAUUUUAAAAUACAUUUUGGGGUUGUUCUGUUUUUGUUUUUGUUUUUCUUCUUCAGACUGUGCAAAGACUGAAAGCUAGGUUUGCAUUUCUAAAAUGGUGACUUUUAUUCUGCAAGAGUUCUUAGUAACUUCUUGAGUGUGGUAGAUCUUGGAACAUGUAAAUUCUUUGCUUGUAAUGUUAUCCUGUGGCUAGGGUGUUUGGCAGAGAGCUGGCUACCCUGUUUUAUUUUGGGUCUAAGUUUAAUGUUUUCUGCAAAGAGAGAAAAAAAAGUGCACUGAACUCUCCACUACAAGUCAAGAUGUGGUAAAAUAAAAUUAAAAAUAUCAAGGCAAAUUGCGAUCUAAUACUACUGUCAGUUUAAUGUCCACUGUGUUUUAUACAGUAUCUUUUUUGUUCACUUUGGAAAUUUUUACUAAAAGUUGCAAAAAAAUAAAUAAAGUAUUGUGCAAACAAAUGUAAGUUUUUUUGAAACUUGAAAUGCAUUAAUAAAUAGACCUGAUGAAAUCA
Elgaria multicarinata webbii is the source of this 4896-nucleotide messenger RNA. RefSeq names its product ADAM metallopeptidase domain 10 (gene ADAM10). The record is from RefSeq and is a predicted model, not a curated record. The transcript has 16 exons. Gene Ontology annotation, molecular function: metalloendopeptidase activity involved in amyloid precursor protein catabolic process. NCBI's taxonomy places the organism in Eukaryota, Metazoa, Chordata, Lepidosauria, Squamata, Anguidae. Gene Ontology annotation, cellular component: plasma membrane; synaptic membrane. Gene Ontology annotation, biological process: membrane protein ectodomain proteolysis; Notch signaling pathway. Bases 315 to 2564 code for a protein of 749 amino acids.